AUGGCCAAGAGCUACUCCACCACGGACAUCAUCACCCAGAUGGGAGGCAGGCCAGGACAGCGAAGGCCGCCGGCGCCCCCGCCGCUGUCGUCAUCGGGAGGAGGAGGAGGAGGAGGAGAAGGGGCCAGCAGCAGCGGUGGAGGAGGCAAAAAAAGUUCGCCGUGGUCGGGGGUGAGCGAGCUCAUCCGGUACUUCAAGGAGCGGGAGACCGAGGAGAAGCAGCGGCUCGACAAGGAGAAGAAGGACAAGCGGGCGGCCAAGAGGGAGGCUGCCGCCGCCGCCGCCGCCAGCAGCAGCAGCACUUCACGGAAGAGCAGGCGCAUGGACAUGCUGGGCAUGCUCCUUCUCGACACCCCCUCCCGACGCGCCACCGACGCCUCGCUUCUCGCCACGUCGUCGUCGUCGUCAUCGUCGUCGUCAUCCGAGGAGAGUUCGUCGCUGCGCCGGAGCAAGCGGGGCGCGAAGGAGAAGCGGUCCAAGGAGAGCCCCAAGGACGACAAGGAGCAGCAGCAGCAGCCCACCGUCACGACCACGACGACGCCUACGACGACCGUGAGCAUCAGCUGCGAAGACCAGCAGCAGCACCAGCAGAAGGAGAAGGUCGCCGCAGAGGGUCCCCAGCCUGCCGCCUCUCCCCGCGGCGGCGGCGGCGGCCUGCGGAUGUCGCCGCGGGGAGCGGCGGCGGGCCUCAAGAAGGCGAUCAAGGAGGGGGCCAAGCGUAGCAAGGGGGGCGGCAAGGACGCGGCCGCGUUGACGGUGGUGAGCGAGCCCGUGCCCCUCUCCUCCUCGUACGACCCUCCUCCCCCUCCUUCGUCGUCGUCGUCGGGUUAUCCGCCGGUCCCUUCACCCCGCACGCCCCGCGGCACGCGCACCCACCCGGCGCCUCCCACCACGCCCCUCCCUCCCCUCCCCUCCCCCACCGCCGCCUCCACCGCCGUCUCGUCCGCUUUGCUCUCCGUCCCGGCCGGCCGCCGUCCUCCCGACUCGUCGAACCCCGCCGCCGCCGCCCCGGUCACCGCGCCUUCCUCGUCGUCAUCGGCCAUCGGCGGCGGCGACGACGACGACGUGGCGGAGGAGCACGCCACCGUGACUUCGCCCAGGAGCAGUGUCUCGCCCUCUUCUCCGUCGGCGGGGCGGCACGCCGGCCUGCCUUCGACGUCCGAGGACGCGGCGGCGACGUGGCGACGCCGCCUCGUCUCCGCCCUCGUGCGGGCCGGCGAAGCGGCCGCCCUGCGAGCGGAUUACGCGACGGCGGCCGACCGGUACGGGGAGGCGCUGGACGUGGAUGGCACGCUCCCCUACCUCCACCUGCGCCGAUGCGCCGCCCUCACCCGACUGGCCCGUCUGCCCGAUGCCCUGGUGGUGCCGGCGGCCGAGGAGCUCAAGCAGGCGUGUGCGCUGAGCGAGACGCAACUCACGCCAACGGCGGCGGGGCGCCUCCAGCGACUUGUGGCCCGCCUCGAGACAGCCGGGCUUGCCUCCCCCACCACCACCACGGUCCUGUAA
Messenger RNA from Acanthamoeba castellanii str. Neff, 1506 nucleotides. RefSeq lists its product as uncharacterized. The record is from RefSeq and is a predicted model, not a curated record. Bases 1 to 1506 code for a protein of 501 amino acids. The transcript has 5 exons. Lineage: Eukaryota; Discosea; Longamoebia; Acanthamoebidae.